ACGGGACCCCUGGGUAGAGGGCAGGGCUGAGGCAGCAUGGGCAGUGGCCUCUAGUGACCAGUCCUACCAUGGGAAACAGCAAUUCCCACAAGAGGACCAAAGCACCCAGUCAGGCCAGCAAGGACAGGCCGCCUGACAUGGACAAGGCCCGUCACAAGCAGUUCUUCAGCCACCUCAAGCGGAAGAAGCCAAGUUGGCGUGAAGCCCCUGACUCCGCCCGGGUGGGUGAGAACCUCCGCAUCAAGGCUGGGAAAACCAAGAUCGUACUGCUUUUUCCGCUGGACAAGCGGCAGCAGCUGGCCGAGGCAGCACCGUGCCCAUGUGCGCGGCCCGGGCGGCCGGUUGAGGAUGCGCUCGGCGCCCCGACAUGCUUCCCAGCGGUGGCGCCCAUGCUGCGUGGCGCAGGCGACGGCGUGGACAGGCGCGAAGGCGCGCGCUCCGGGGAGAUGAAAAGGAUCCUGGUGCUGUUGCUGCAGCUGGAAGCACGGCUGCAGGAGGAAGGGCGUCGCGCGGCAGGCGGGCGAGGGGGCGGGGCCAAGGCCCAGCAGGGCUGGCAGCCGCUGUACGCGCAUCUGCUGACCCACCACGAGGUCUGCAGCGAAGGCGACCCCCGCGAGGAGCAGCCGCGCAAGCGGCGCCGCUGCCCUCGCCCGCGGCCUUGA
Arvicola amphibius (Eurasian water vole) is the source of this 662-nucleotide messenger RNA. It is a transcript of the gene C5H20orf144, whose product is annotated as chromosome 5 C20orf144 homolog. Bases 69 to 662 code for a protein of 197 amino acids. NCBI's taxonomy places the organism in Eukaryota, Metazoa, Chordata, Mammalia, Rodentia, Cricetidae. The record is from RefSeq and is a predicted model, not a curated record. The transcript is spliced from 3 exons.